This is a messenger RNA of Phalaenopsis equestris, 1007 nucleotides long. Its product is annotated as proline synthase co-transcribed bacterial homolog protein-like. The record is from RefSeq and is a predicted model, not a curated record. Gene Ontology annotation, molecular function: pyridoxal phosphate binding. NCBI's taxonomy places the organism in Eukaryota, Viridiplantae, Streptophyta, Magnoliopsida, Asparagales, Orchidaceae. Gene Ontology annotation, cellular component: intracellular anatomical structure. The transcript is spliced from 7 exons. The coding region runs from base 104 to 841 and encodes 245 amino acids.
CGCGGCUACCUACUGGUUACCGAAGGAAGAAGGGCUCUCUUCACUGUAUAAAAUUCACAAUUGCAUUGAUUUUUCUUCAUGCGAGGGUUAGGGUUUAUCAUCCAUGGCGGCUCCGGCGGUUGAAUCGAAGGUGGCGACGGCGCUGCGAGUUGUAUUCCGGCGGGUCGAAGAGGCGGCGAAGCGGUCCGGGAGGCGGGUGGAGGAUGUGAGAGUGGUGGCCGUGGGGAAGACGAAACCGGUAACCCUAAUCCGCGAUCUCUACGAUUCAGGCCACCGCUGCUUUGGCGAGAACUACGUACAGGAGCUCAUACAGAAGGCGCCUCAGCUUCCAGAUGAUAUCAAAUGGCAUUUUAUUGGACAUCUUCAAAGCAACAAAGUCAAACCCCUCCUAGCAGCUGUUCCUAAUCUGGACAUGGUUGAGAGUGUGGAUAAUGAGAAGAUUGCUAAUCUUCUAGACCAAACUGUUACUAAUUUGGGAAGGAGAUCCCUCAGAGUUCUGGUCCAAGUUAAUACUAGUGGAGAGGAAUCUAAAUCUGGUGUAGAACCAUCAGAUUGUGUGGCUCUAGCAAAGCAUGUCAAGCAAAACUGUCCAAAUCUUGUAUUUUCUGGUCUAAUGACUAUCGGACGGCCGGACUACACCUCGUCUCCUGAAAAUUUUCAGGUAUUGUCUUCUUGCAAGGAUGAAGUUUGCAAAGAGCUUGGAAUGCCAGAAUGCCAAUGUGAGCUUUCAAUGGGUAUGUCUGGUGACUUUGAGAAAGCUAUUGAAAUGGGCAGCACCAAUGUGAGAAUUGGAUCAACUAUAUUUGGGCCAAGAGAAUAUCCGAACAAAAAAUGCCAGUGAUUACUGCAUUUUUUUUCACCUGGUUCUUAAUGCCCAUGUCAAAUGUGCAAAACAAUUUGUAACAUCCUUGUGCAAUUAUUUUACAAAUUAGGGAAGUAACAUUCGCCUACCACCCAGUUCUUAUGUAUUUGCAUUCUAACACCUAAACUUUGAUUUUUUACUUUUA